CGCUACACGCCACACUUGAACAAAUGUCCCCCUCACAUCAACCAAUUCAUCUUAUCGAGAGCCAGGCUCUGAGAAAUAUUUUGAUUAAGCAGCACAAGAUUGAUCGUUUGGAAAGAGAUAUGAUUUUGGUGGACGUGCGAGAGCCGUCUGAAAUAGAAAAUGGAGGGAAAAUCCAAGGAGCUGUCAAUAUACCGUAUGGCCUUUCCAAAACCAAUCCUGCUUUAUUUAGAGCAGUUUUGAAUGAUCUCGACAAGGAGCGCUGGACGAUCUUUCAAUGUCGAUCAGGGCGCCGGAGCGAUUUUACUGCCCUGGAAGCACUCAACCUUGGUUUCACCAGGGUUAGUGAUCUAAAAGGUGGUGCAUUGGAAUGGGAAGCUCUUGGGUUCCCUCUCCAGAAAUUCAAUAACAACCAUUCACCAUGGGUGCAUUCAAUCGCAACAAAUAAUUCAAACACAAGUCAUAUUAUAACUGAUCUCGUAACCAAGGAGGCUAUUAUUGUAAACCCGAGUCUAGAAACUGGAGUUGGUGUAGAUCCAAUGGCAACGGCAAACAAGAUACUUGCGUUUGUUGCUGAACAUCAACUGAAUGUCAAGCUGAUUUUGGAUAGUCAGAACUUUAAUUCAGCUGCUUAUUACCUCAAUGAAUCAUUAGAUACUCAUCCUCCAGUUGGUCUAGAUAGCGUCGCUCGUGAGAAUAAAGAAAAUCUUACAUGGAAACUGGGACAACACAUAGACUGUAGUGCAUACGUUACAUCAGACACAACGACAUUUAUGUUUGGCGAUUGUUUAUUCAUAGACCAGACCAUCAGUACGAACAACGUUGUAUUGUCAAUAGACACUCGUAUCUAUGCAAGAGAUGUAGCACUCAAGAGAGGGGCUGUGAAAAAACCAACAAAAGAAUACCUUGCAAAUGGAGAUGCUUUAUUGAUUCCCGGGACAUACUAAAUGGCUCUUAUAUAUCAAGGGUCAAAUGAAUCGACAAUUAGGAAUGACUCGAUUAUCAUUUGGGGAUUUUAGACCCUUGGUAAAAUAAUAAGCUUAGAGAACAAUAGAUCUCCGGUUUCUCAUUGUAAAAUUCAAAAAAUAAAAUAAAAUAAAAACAAGGGAUUAAGGGUG
Messenger RNA from Phycomyces blakesleeanus NRRL 1555(-), 1115 nucleotides. RefSeq lists its product as hypothetical. The record is from RefSeq and is a predicted model, not a curated record. NCBI's taxonomy places the organism in Eukaryota, Fungi, Mucoromycota, Mucoromycetes, Mucorales, Phycomycetaceae. Gene Ontology annotation, cellular component: mitochondrion. Bases 24 to 944 code for a protein of 306 amino acids. Gene Ontology annotation, molecular function: thiosulfate-cyanide sulfurtransferase activity. The transcript has 6 exons.